Messenger RNA from Penicillium hordei, 1602 nucleotides. Its product is annotated as ankyrin repeat domain-containing protein. Bases 1 to 1602 code for a protein of 533 amino acids. Gene Ontology annotation, molecular function: protein binding. The transcript has a single exon. The record is from RefSeq and is a predicted model, not a curated record. Lineage: Eukaryota; Fungi; Ascomycota; Eurotiomycetes; Eurotiales; Aspergillaceae. Gene Ontology annotation, cellular component: nucleus; cytoplasm.
AUGGUAGCUGACUUUCAAAGCCUACCAAACGAGCUCAUUCUACACCUCGGAGAGAUGCUCCUUGACAGUGCACUGAACAGCUUGGUCCUCACAAACCGACGCUUCGCCGAGCUUCUCAAUCCAAUGCUGUGGAAAUUGGUCAGCGAUGAGGACGAAGGGUCAAUGCAAGAUCUGCCAUUUCCACCUGAAACCAGUGUCAACAAUGUGGUCGAACUCCUGGGAUACGCAGUUGCAGCACGCAACUCUCUAAUGAUGCAGAAAGUUAUUCGGCUCGGCGAUUUCGACUUCGAAGCACACGGGGAUGCGAUAACAUAUGCCCUACGCGAAACGGUAGCGCAGGGGAAUCAGCCCUGGCUAGAACUGAUUCUGAGCAAGGUGGAAGGCCAAGACGAUACGGUAGAUGCGGAGGCUCUAAGCUCAUUAGUACUCCAGGCUGUUGAACUGGAGAAUACUGCCAUGGUUGAACGGCUUCUGCGGCAUGGUCAAAUCCACUUUUCAUGCUGGGAUAAAUGUUGUCAGAGUAUACUAGGGGCUAAGAACGAUCGGCUAUUACGCAUAUUCCUGGAUACCGCCCAAACUAAUCGAGUCCUGGUAGCAAAGGAUCUCGACAAGCCCUUCAGAACCGCCGUAAUAUCUGGACACAUCCCUGUUUUGGAAACGCUGCGACAACAAGGAGCGGAAGUGAACCCCGAGCCAACUGGUCACAGCAGGUACAACCAAGCGCCUUUGCACAUAGCGGUUUACAGAGGCGACCAUAGCGUGAUUACCUGGCUGUUAGACCACGGUGCCAAUAUCAACGCCCUGGACUCUUCCGGCCAGACUGCUGUUCAUAUUGCCGCUAGGGAUGAAAAGCUUUUACGGCUGCUAGUGGGCUAUGGGGCGGAUGUGCGUCUUAUAGGCAGGAACGGAUACCCACCUUUGGCACGAGCAGCACGUUCAAAAUCCCCGGACGCGUUCAAUUAUCUCCUCUCAUUCUAUGAUAACCUCUCAUUGCAACCAGAGAAUAUCGAAUGGUAUUCGUGCGCAUUAUUGGGGGCCGAGUGUCCCGAGAUCAUCUCCUGCCUAUUAGAUCGAGUCGAUCUGACUAAAUACGGGGAGGAUCUCUUAUUCCGCGCUAGACAAUCCUGCAGCAUCUUAUUACUGAAAGCACUUGUGGCUGGGGGUGUCUCCCUGGGGGCACGCUUUUGGGGCGGAGGUACCAUUCUCCAUCACUACGCAUAUCGCCCGAUCUGGGUUUGGCGUAGGGGUUUCGAUGAUCUAGAGAGAGAGCACGUUGCCGCUGCAAACUUUAUCCUUGAUGUGCAUCCGGAAGGACUACACGAGGUGGACAAGGAUGGAAAUACUCCUCUUCACCUGGCUGCGGGCACCACCUUCCGUCUCAUGGUGCAAACCCUGCUAGAACGCGGUGCAUUCCCUUUAGCGUUGAACCUCCAGGGGGAUACGCCUAUCGAUAGUGGACGGAAUGCCAUUCUAGAACGUCGUGAAUAUCUUACAGGGAUGGGGCCAAGCGGUUUGGCACGGAACAACCCCGAAGAGGUGUACGACUUGUUGAAAUCUUAUGGGUCCCCUGAGCAAGAACGAAGGUUGAUGAAUGACAUAUAA